Molecule: messenger RNA, 1367 nt
Organism: Exaiptasia diaphana
Lineage: Eukaryota; Metazoa; Cnidaria; Anthozoa; Actiniaria; Aiptasiidae
Exons: 2
Coding region: 161-1315 (384 amino acids)
Source: RefSeq, a predicted model, not a curated record
CCUUGCUUAAGGUCAGGCAACAUCGAUUCGCGAGCUCUUCAAUUUUAAUACUUUCAUUAUCUUGAGUCCACGACUUAACUUCAAUUCGUGAGUAUAUCUCAAUUAUUAUAACCCUUUGUUUCUUCGUAGACAGUUUUAUUUGCAGGUAAUCUGCGUAGAAAUGGGCGACAAACACUUAGAACCCGUUGUAACCAUCACGUCAGGCACCGCCGAGGACAACACCAUCCCACCGGGAACUGGCGAGCCACYGGCUCAGUACGGGCCUCUUGAUCGCACUCUGGGCGAAAUGAACGCCAAAAUGGGCACUAUGGCCGAUCUCAUUGGCAAGCUUUGCCAGUCCUUAGAUGACCGUGAACGCCAGGCCACUGGCCAUACACGAAGCCCACCGGGCGACAAUGGCGGGAAAGCAAAAGCGAGUACCCCACGUCGGUCUAAAGAACMRAGCGAAGUUUCCUCUAGUGAGGMAUCCGACGACGAAGUCAUGAGUCUGUGUGCUUCGGAGGAUGAGCUAGAUAAACUAGUAGGAGACAAGUCCGAAGCUUCAAAUGGGCGCCCAGCGUCUCAAAAAGACUCUGGGCCUAGUCCUUCAGAAAGCCUCCUCACCGAGUUAGAGGCAGCCAUCAACGAUGACGAGAAUUUGGGACCUAAGAUUACCCAGAAGCUGGCCGACAUGACGCUGAAGCGUUGGGGCAAAAAGCUAUCUCAGGAAAAGCUGAAAACCCUACUCUCUAAUCACGAAGUACCGGAAAAUUGNUCCAAGAUGGUUGUCCCUAGGGUAAACGGUGAGAUUUGGAGCCAGUUGAACACCCAUCGCCGCACUAGUGACUUACGGCUUAACAAUAUGCAGAAAAAUCUUUUGAGAGCCACAUGCGCUGUUCUUAGCAUGUGCGACAAAGCUCUAGUGCUCAACAUACCAAAAGCUGAGCAAAAGCAAAUCAUGGCUGAUGGGGUGGACACAAUUGGGCUCUUAAGCCAUGUGUUCUCCGACCUCACUGGCCUGCGAAAGGAACAGAUGAAACCUGCMUUAAAAUCGGAGUUCCAUUCACUGUGCACAAAGGAGAUGGAAGAGCCCCACUCUUUAUUAUUCGGCGGUGACGAUCUGGCGAAGCAGAUCAGAGACGCAAAGGAGGCGACUCGCAUAGGCGUCACGGUGGGGACUUCUAAACAUGAUCAACAUAGAGGGUAUAAACGACGGAAUUCUGAAUAUUAUCAAUCCUCACACCCCUACAAGCGUCCUUUUUUGUCGAAAGGCAACAAAAAACCGGGCUACAAGAAAAAACCGCGUCACUCACGCAAGACCGACUACUCGAAAUAAGGCAAAGUUUACAUUUACUCAAACAGCAGGUAAGACUUUCGACUACCCUUGA